AUGGCAGUCAAUGGAAGCCAUACUACAUCAACUGGGAAUAUCCUCGAUCGGAGCGAACAGUUUUGGCGACGUGAAUUCAAAGACUUUUCCGCAACGAUAUUCCCUAUUGUCUCUUCGCGAUACAAACAAUCGACUCUCAAAAUACUCACAGAAAACAUUGAUCUGGCAUGUGGCGAGCUUGAUCCUGUCUCGGCUGGGGCAGCGUUGGCCCUAGCAUGGGGCCUCGUUCUCUCUCGAUACACCGGGAACGACGAUGUUGUUUUCGGUCUUGGACUUGAAUCAGAAAGUAAUGAUUUUUCCAACACGCCAGUGUUGCCUUUACGGCUUUUAGUCGACCCCCAGCAAUUAGCGGUGGACGCCCUUAACAACACCGAAGCCAGGAUCAUGGACCGAUCUACAUUCGGUGUAUCCUCAAUUCCGGAAUUGUCAAACCUCGGUGGAGAUAUAGCAUCAGGGUGUCAGUUCAUGAACAUACUCAACGUCAGACAAGGGCAACCAAAGGAUCCUAGUAGCUCCCAGAGCAUCGAAACGCGCAAAGUACCUCUUGUUAUCAAUUGUGAGAUCCGAACAAACGGUGUAGAUGUGGAGGCCCUGGUGGAUCCUUCUGCAAUCUGCGUCGAAACAACACGCAUGAUGUUGCAUCAGCUGGGCCAUUCUUUCCGGACUGCUCUCACUCGCUGCUCUCGACGCACUCUUGUUGGCGAUCUCCGAUCUGUCAGUCCCCAAGGCUUGGCCGACCUGAUGGAGAGGGGAGUCCAGCCACCUCCCCCAUUGGUCCAUGCCCGUGUGCACGAUCUCAUCGUCGCGCAAUGCCAAUCUCGCCCAUCUGAGCCAGCCGUCGCUGCUUGGGAUGGCCAUUUGACCUACCAUGAGCUUGAUCAGCUCUCUUCUCGCCUUGCAACACAGCUCACAAAGCUCAAGGUGAUACAGCCUGACAGAAUAGUGCCUGUUUUUAUGGAGAGAUCUGUGUGGAUUUCAGUAGCCAUCCUCGGCAUCUUGAAGGCAGGGGGUGCGUUUCUUCUUAUGGACAUCUCGUUCGCGGACGAGUAUGUGAAACAGAUUUGCGCAAAGAUCGAAGCCCCGCUUGUUCUGAUAUCGGGCCGUCAAAAUGAUCGCGCGAGAUUACUUGGUUUACCUGUUCUACCGGUCGGAGACAAUUCACCGUUGGCUGACGAUGAGGGAAAAGAUACACCGUGCCUUGACAUACAACCAUCGCAUGCAUGCCAUGGUCUUUUUACCUCUGGGUCCAGCGGGGAUCCUAGACUCGUCAUCAUUGACCAUGCAGCGGUAUGCACUGCCUGGGCGCAACCUACUGCCACUCAACUCAUGCUUUCAUCAUCAUCUCGCGUCUUGCAAUUUGGCUCCCAUGCAUUUGGUGCUUGCGUUGCUGAGUACCUUGGGGCCAUGAUUCACGGAGCUUGUUUAUGUAUAGCUCCAGAGUUGGGCCCGGGGAAUGAUACAGCAGAAGCCAUUCAGAAGUUGAAUGCCAAUUUCAUCACCCUGACCCCUUCUGCGUCUCGUCUCCUGGAUCCCAGCCAGGUCCCCUCACUCCAAGUUGUGGUUCUAGCUGGAGAGGCACUAAGCCCUCUCGAUCUGGAAAAAUGGCAAGGACGAGUGCAAUUAAAAUGCAUGUAUGGAUUGGCGGAGACUGCAGCAUUCUCCUUGCUUGCCGAUUUGACUGAACCAAACUCAAACUACCGGGAGAUUGGAGUGCCGACUCACACAUGGAAUUGCUGGAUUGUAGAUACCAACAAUGUCGAAGAUCUGGUACCACCUGGCGGAGUAGGUGAACUGCUGCUAGAAGGACCCAGUCUAGGACGUGGUUAUCUCAACGAUCCGGCUCGUACAGCCCAGAAUUACAUUCCGGCCCCUUCAUGGCUUAUGCAGAUUCGACCCGUGGAAUCACAUGGUCAUCGCUGCUUGAAAACAGGGGACCUUGUUCGUUACUCUCCCAACGGGACACUGGAGUACAUCCGCCGAAAGGAUGUAACUGAAGUGAAGAUCCGAGGGCAGCGCAUGGACCUUACGGACGUUGAAAGACAUCUCGCGCGACAGUAUCCCACAGCGGCUCGUGUGGCGGUGGAUGUCAUCAUUCCAUCAGAUGACAUCGGCCAUAAUGGCGCUAUGUUGGUCGGCUUCGUGUACAUGGAGUCCACACAGUGUGAUAUGCAAAACGAAAAUGAAAUAUUUGCUUCCUCGACGAUCGAGAGUCGGGAAAAGGCCACCAAUGUUCUUUCCGUCCUGAAAGAAGUGCUUCCUACAUUCAUGGUUCCAGAUAUCAUUGUUGUUGUCAACCGAAUUCCAACGACAACUUCGGGCAAACUUCACCGAGACCGACUACGCCGUCUAGCCUCGGGAUUAUCCCGCAGAGCUUUACUGGAGUAUGGGAAUACCCAGUUACCUGGAGUUAACGGGUACUCUGAGAGGCUCGUACAAUAG
Molecule: messenger RNA, 2439 nt
Organism: Penicillium verrucosum
Lineage: Eukaryota; Fungi; Ascomycota; Eurotiomycetes; Eurotiales; Aspergillaceae
Exons: 1
Coding region: 1-2439 (812 amino acids)
Biological process (GO): amino acid activation for nonribosomal peptide biosynthetic process; secondary metabolite biosynthetic process
Cellular component (GO): cytoplasm
Molecular function (GO): phosphopantetheine binding
Source: RefSeq, a predicted model, not a curated record